AUGGCCUCAGCGGUUCCAGAGAAAGCGAGAUCAGACAAGAGUAUGGAUAGUGAUACCACGGAGAGAACGCCUGGAUUAGGCGGCACAUCAGGCACAAGUCUAGCCGAAGAACUGGGUUCAACAUCAGGUGGAAACACUAGCACAUCAGCUCAACAUUCUAGUACUGGAUUAGGUGUGGGAGGAACAAGUGGCGGUCAAGGUGGAGGAAGCUCAGGCACUAGUAGUUCUCAAAAAUAA
This is a messenger RNA of Didymodactylos carnosus, 237 nucleotides long. The record is from the annotation of a GenBank genome assembly. NCBI's taxonomy places the organism in Eukaryota, Metazoa, Rotifera, Eurotatoria, Philodinida, Philodinidae.